CUCCUUGAGUCAGUCAAACUUUUUAGCGGCGCGCGUUCGGACGUUUACGAAACGGUUUAUAUAAAUGUUGCGCUACUAAUUUCGUAACCGAUACCAAGAUGAGCUUGAGUCGGCUGUGGGCUGCGAAGGAGCUGGUGAAAGUGAGUGUUGCGACAGUGAGGCCUUGCAGCCGGGGGUUCAGUACUACCGGGGAAAGACGGGGGGUUGUGCAACAGAACACCAAGCCGGACUGGAACAGAGCUGUCAGCGAGGCGGAGAAGAUCGUGGGGUAUCCCACCUCCUUCCUCAGUCUAAGAUGGGUUCUGAGUGACGAGAUAGCCAACGUAGCUCUGCACCUGAGGAAACUCGUCGGAAGUAACCAUCCGCUGUUGAAAACGGCCAAGAACCUGCUGUAUAAUGGCAAGAACAAUAUGCAGGCGUGGGGGCUGAUCGUGCUGCUGGUGUCGAAGGCGGCGGGCCACAGCCGCGAGAUACCCGACCUGGAGCAGGACAAGGCCGCGGGGGUGCUGCACAGCCAGCGGGCGCUAGCCGAGGUCACCGAGAUGAUCCGCACCUCCCACCUGGUCCACAAGGGGCUGGUGAACAUGAACUGUGCGGCGCUGGCCAACGACGACACCGUCUUCGGGAACAAGAUAGCCCUUCUUAGUGGAGACUAUCUCCUGGCUAACUCGUGUACCGAGCUCGCUAAUAUGAGAAAUCAAGAGCUGGUCGAACUGAUGUCCUCAGCAGUCCGAGACCUAGCAGAGUCGGAGUUUCUCGGGGAACGGGAUGAGCAGAACAACCCACUGCCGUCUCGGCCGCUGCCGAUAGACCAGAGGGAGCCUGCCUCAGAAUGGGACUGCAUCCUAUCGCCACUCCCAAUGACCGGUGUAACGGGGUGCGGGCCGCGGGAGUGGGCUGCGCGGAACGUGCUAGCGGCUGGUGCGCUGCUCGGCAAGAGCUGUUCCGCCGCGUUGAAGCUGGCUGGACACAAACCUGCUUUCCAGACACAGGGUUACCUCUUCGGCUGUCACCUAGCGCUGGCAUGGCAGGCGUUUUUGGACUUGGAGGCUUUCACGGGCCCGGAGCCGAGGAGUUUCUCGCUGGUCGGCGCCCCUCUAGCCUUUACCUUGGAAGCUCGUCCCGAACUAUAUUCCUACAUAGAAGCCGGACGCAAGAGCGUAGAAGAUGUUAACUAUCAUGCUCUAUACGAAGCCGUGAUGUCCGGCGACGGCAUCACGCAGACGAAGCAGCUUCAGCGCGAGCACAUCGGCCGCGCGUGCGCCGUGCUCGACAGCUUCCCCGACUGCGACGCGCGGACCGCGCUCGCUAACAUCAUCGUCGCUAUGGACCCCUAGCGGAUGUAUUACUCUAAUAUAACAUUAAUAGCACUAAGAGUCAUAUAAUGAUUGAUUAUUGUACUCGUUCAGUCACGCUACACAUUUGGUUAUAAGACUUCGUAGGUCGUCCACAGACACUAAACUUGGAAUUACCGUAAUUAUUUGUUAAUAAAAACUAAAACACGUGCCUGCUUUAAGAUUAUAAUUUUAAUAGAACUCCAAGGAGGUGACGGCAGAAGGAAGUUAAUAAGCGCCCGCGGUACUCUCUGAACAUAAUGUUCUUAACAUACUAAUAAUUAUUAUUAUAAUUACCUAUAAAUUAUGUUAAGAGCGUUUACAUCUAAUUUCGAGUUUCCAUACAAACCUGCGGCGGACUAUUUGAAUUGUUUUGCGCGCAGCGAU
This is a messenger RNA of Aricia agestis (brown argus), 1721 nucleotides long. It is a transcript of the gene Pdss2, whose product is annotated as all trans-polyprenyl-diphosphate synthase PDSS2. The record is from RefSeq and is a predicted model, not a curated record. Lineage: Eukaryota; Metazoa; Arthropoda; Insecta; Lepidoptera; Lycaenidae. Gene Ontology annotation, molecular function: prenyltransferase activity. The transcript has 7 exons. Gene Ontology annotation, biological process: isoprenoid biosynthetic process; ubiquinone biosynthetic process. Bases 99 to 1337 code for a protein of 412 amino acids. Gene Ontology annotation, cellular component: mitochondrion; transferase complex.